AUGCAUUUUAGUCGACGCGCACGGUUUUCUUUUUUUCCAAAGUUUGCUGACACAAUUUCUGCAUUUUUCUUCGACAUGAAUCACCCCAUUAGAAAAAUAACAUGUUAAAAAUGUUUUUAAACAGAAUCUUUCGAUUUAUGAAAUCACAAAUUGCUAUUUUUCCAUUGAAAAAACUUCGCGGUGCAAUAUGUUGCUUUUUCCGUGAAAAAAAUAUUUUUUUGACUUUUACUGUUCGAAUGUUUUUUCUCCUUCAUUUUUCAGUAAAUUUUCAAAUUUAUAUUUUUGAGCCCUGCUGUUCAGAAUGCGUUCUGACUACAUUAUUUCUUAAAAUAAAAAAAAACCCAUCCUUUUUCUUAUUCUUAAUUCAAUUGGUGCACUCGAAGAAUGAGAUCAUUUGGUCUAACAAACCAAUCCAAAAAACCGCAGGCCUGCCGGAAAACGAAAAAAACAGAAGGGGAAAAAGAGAGACGCAGACACACCAAACAGCGCUCCACCGCAAAAUCAAUGUCUCUCGUUUUCUUGUCGCAUUUCUCUCGUUCGUUCACUUACUCAUCCUUUCGAUUUUAUUCUUUUUGUAUAGAAAAAUAGAAAUUUUCGCAUUUGAAUAUAAAAAAGAACGUUUCAGAACGCUAGAAAUGUCGGAGAUCAGUGAUGCGGAGAAAGUUAGAAUUGCUUCGGAUUUCAUCAAACACGCACCACCAGGAGAAUUCAAUGAGGUUAGUUGAAAAAAAGAUUAGAAGUUCUUUCGAAAUGCUAAAGCCCACAUUUUUAAACUUACGUGUAAACAUUUCGGAAGCAUGUUUAAAAUUAUAUAUAUUUUUCAAUCCCCUUUACACUAUUCAAAAUAUUUCCAGGUGUUCAAUUCCGUUCGAAUGUUAAUGAAUAAUGACGAUCUUCUCAAAGAUAAAUGCAUCACAGCAGUUUCUCAAUAUAACAUUGGUCAAUUUGUUCCCGUCAAAUUGGACGGUGUUCCAAAACAAACAUUGAUUACUUCACACAAUGAUCUUGGAAAUGGUCGAUUCUAUGAUGAAGUUUCGAAAAAGAGUUUCAAAUAUGAUCAUGUUCGAAAAGAGGCCAGUGAUUUACAACCACAUACAACUUCUACCAAUAAUAUUGAUGAACAAUGGAGAGUUGCAUUGCAAAAAGAAUUGGAUGCUUAUGUUGAUAGUUAUUAUUUGAAAACAGGAACUGGUGUCGUUUUUGUGAAGAAUGGUGUUUUUGUUGUUUGUAUUGAAUCACAUCAAUUUCAACCAAAGAAUUUCACGUAAGUUUUUUAGAGAAAAAUAUUUCUCGAAAAAUAAUUAUUUUGGGAAAACCGGACAUUUAGUUGUUGUCAUCGGGAAUUUGAAAUCUCUAAAUUUUUAACAAAAACAUACCUCAAUUGAAUAAAAUAUCAAUUUAAUUUUGUAGCAAUGGUCGAAUUCGAUCAGAAUGGACAAUUCCAGUUGGCGAUGGAAAAUCGGGUCAACAAGAUUUGAAAGGCUCAAUUCAUGCACAAGUUCAUUAUUAUGAAGAUGGAAAUGUGCAAUUGUUCUCAAGUAAAGAACCAGUUGUCAAAGUCAAUGUUUCGGCGGAUUUCGAGAAAACCGCUCAAGAAGUAUUCCGUGUAAUUAGCGAAGAAGAAAACAAAUAUCAAAAGAGUCUUUUGGAGAAUUAUUCGAAUAUGAGUGAACACACUUUUAGAGCACUCAGAAGACAAUUGCCAGUGACACGUGCUAAAAUGGAUUGGAACAAGGUAACUGAGCAUAGAGAGAUUUCGGAUAACUUUGGAUUGAGGAAACUUUGAAAUUUGUUUUUCAUGAUUUUGUAGUUUUCCAGUUAAACUUCUAAUUCCCUAUUCAAAGUUUAUAUCUUGAAACUUAUCUUUGAAUUCAAGAAAAAAUCAUAGAUUCCUCCCAGAACUUCGAAAACAAAUCAAUUUCUCUUCCACAACAAUUUUUCCAUUGAUAGCAAAAAUGUUUUUUUUUCUUCGAACGGUCAUGUCAUUGAUAUUUCUUUCUUCUCAUAUAUAUAUAUAAUUUUCCCCCAACAAAAAACUAUUGAUUUCCAAAUUUCAUAGUUCCCUUCCACGUCCCAUUUAUUUGUUUGAUUUCUGCCUUUUGUCCCCCUAUAUUUUCAUUCAUUUCAUAUAUAUAUAUUUUGCAGGCUCACACCUAUCGAAUUGGACAAGAAAUGAAGUAA
This is a messenger RNA of Caenorhabditis angaria, 2181 nucleotides long. NCBI's taxonomy places the organism in Eukaryota, Metazoa, Nematoda, Chromadorea, Rhabditida, Rhabditidae. The record is from the annotation of a GenBank genome assembly.